Ilex paraguariensis (yerba mate) is the source of this 285-nucleotide messenger RNA. NCBI's taxonomy places the organism in Eukaryota, Viridiplantae, Streptophyta, Magnoliopsida, Aquifoliales, Aquifoliaceae. The record is from the annotation of a GenBank genome assembly.
AUGACUGUAGUUGACAUCCUCAAGACAACUAUGGUUGACAAACUCCCUAAUGAUUUGGAAGGAAUGGAAGCCUCAAUGAAACGAUUACUAGCUUUAAUUGAUGACGUCUACAAUUAUGUUGACGAAGUUGUGGAAGGGCGUGUUGCACCAGAUAAUAAUAUUGGGAGAUGUAUAGCAAAUUCUAUAGCCUCCAUUCCCAAAUUAUCACCACAAGCUUUUGAUAAGCUCGUGAAUGAUAGUCAACAGGACCAACUACUUUUGCUCUAUUUGUCAAGCAUCACCUGA